Phalacrocorax carbo (great cormorant) is the source of this 3367-nucleotide messenger RNA. NCBI's taxonomy places the organism in Eukaryota, Metazoa, Chordata, Aves, Suliformes, Phalacrocoracidae. The record is from RefSeq and is a predicted model, not a curated record.
AGGAGCGGCCGCCCGCCCCGCCGAGAGGCGGGCGCGCUGGUGAUUUGCCUUCGCCGCCAGCAGCCCCGCUCCGGCCAGCCCGCGGGGACCGGGGCUGCAGCCGCAGGAGCAGCCCGCUCGCUCGCUCCUUUGCAAGGGACAGGAGGGGGGGGGGGGUGGAAAGUUUGCUGCUCUUCUUCCUCCUCCUUCUUCUUCUUCCCCCUGCCACCCGCCCCCCUUCCCCAGACGCAGACCCUGCGCGGCGUCCCCGGGCAGGGGCAUGGCGAACUGAGCGGCCGGGCCGGGGGCGGCCCCGCCGCACCUGAGCGGCGGCGGUGGCCGGGUCCGGAGGAGAAGGAGGAGGAGGAGGAGGAGUGGUGGUGGUGGUGGGGGGGGGGGCCCUGCCCCGCGGUGCCCCGCGGGCCGCCAUGCGCGGCGGCGGUGGCGGCGGCGGGGGCGAGCGCUGAGCCCCUGUGGCCUGGCUGCCCCCCGCCGGCCCGGGCGAUAGCCGCCGCCGCGGGGGGGCAGGGCUGGAGGGCGGCGGGGAGCCCCCGGGGAGAGGGGGAAGCGGGGACCUCGCCUGCCUCCGCCCGGCCGAGCGCCAUGCCGCGGCGGCUGGCCUGGCUGUGCUGCUGCUGGGCGCUGCUGAGCGGCGCCUGCCGCCCCGCGGAGCCCGCGCUGCCCGCCGAGGGCGGGGAGCCGCCGCCGCCCGCCGCCGCCUCGGGCUUCCUCUACCGGCGGCUGAAGUCGCACGAAAAGCGGGAGAUGCAGCGGGAGAUCCUGUCGGUGCUGGGGCUGCCCCACCGGCCCCGGCCGCUGCCGCGGGAGCCGCCGGCCCCGCCGCCGGGGCGGCUGACGGCGGCGCCGCGCUUCAUGCUGGAUCUCUACCACGCCCUGGCCGAGGGCGCGGAGGGCAGCGCGGGUGCGGAGCGGGGCGGCCGGCCGCCGACCCCCGCCCCGCCGCCGCCGCCGCUCCCCAGCGCGCAGGACAGCGCCUUCCUCAACGACGCCGACAUGGUCAUGAGCUUCGUCAACCUGGUUGAGUAUGACAAGGAGUUCACGCCUCACCAGCGGCACCACAAGGAGUUCAAGUUUAAUUUAUCUCAGAUUCCUGAGGGCGAGGCCGUCACAGCUGCUGAGUUUCGGAUCUACAAGGACUGUGUUGUGGGGAGCUUUAAAAAUCAAACUUUCCUCAUCAGCAUCUACCAAGUGCUGCAAGAACAUCAGAACAGGGCCUCUGACCUGUUUCUGCUGGACACGCGGGCAGUGUGGGCCUCGGAGGAGGGCUGGCUGGAGUUUGACGUCACUGCUACCAGUAACAUGUGGGUGGUGAACCCCCAGCACAACAUGGGACUGCAGCUGAGCGUGGUGACCCGAGAUGGUUUCAGUGUAAAUCCUAGAGAAGCAGGCCUUAUAGGCAGAGAUGGCCCUUAUGACAAACAGCCUUUCAUGGUGGCCUUCUUCAAAGUGAGUGAAGUUCAUGUUCGGACCACCAGGUCAGCAACGAGCAGGCGCAGGCAACAGAGUCGCAACCGCUCCACCCAGGCUCAGGACGUUUCCAGGGUGUCUAGUGUCACAGAUUACAACAGCAGUGACUUAAAAACAGCAUGCAGAAAGCAUGAGCUUUACGUUAGCUUCCAAGACUUGGGAUGGCAGGACUGGAUAAUUGCUCCGAAGGGCUACGCAGCCAACUACUGUGAUGGGGAGUGCUCGUUCCCACUCAACGCCCAUAUGAACGCGACCAAUCAUGCCAUCGUACAAACUCUGGUUCAUCUUAUGAAUCCCGAUUACGUUCCCAAACCAUGCUGUGCACCUACCAAACUAAACGCCAUAUCUGUUCUUUAUUUCGAUGAUAAUUCUAAUGUAAUCUUGAAGAAAUAUAGGAAUAUGGUAGUAAGAGCUUGUGGAUGUCACUGACAAAACAGUCUUCACAUGGACUCUGUGAUUCUGCCAUGACCUUCCAUACUACCUUCCAUGCUUUCACAAACUACCUGACCUUGGAGGAAAAAAAGUAAUUGAUGAACCAGCUUUCAGAACACCACGUAUGUGCCUUGGGGGAGGAAGGGGUGCGGGGACCACACGCUGGGGAGUGAGCAAACUGCCGGACUGUGUCCAGCCUGACCCUACGUUGCGGGGGCUGCUCGGCUCUGCAGACCCAGGGCAUGCAAAGCAGCAAUAUACCCACACGCUUUAUUUGGCUGGGUGUGUGCUGCAGUUUUACGAGACAGACACCCAAAACAAAACGAGAGAGGUGGGUUUGGUUGUUUUUUGGGGGGGGGGGGGGGGGGGGAAGACAAGGAGGGAGACAGGGAAGCUUCAGUAAAGAAAGUGGCGUUAGUUCUUCAGACGUAGAGCAUAUAUCUUGUACAAGAUAAUAAAAAAUUCCUAAUUUAGGAAUUGCCUUUUGUCUAGAAGGGCCAGUUACUACACCUAGACUGUUAGUCUCCUGAAAUCUGUCGUGACUGUAAGCAUCUUAAAUUGUGCCAAAGCAAAAGUUUCAGUUCUCUUAUUCUCCAAGCACAGUUUAAGUCUGAUCCUGCAAGUGUAAGAUGGCUUGGCUGCACCCUGUGUUAGAAACACCAGCACGAACUCAGACCCUGCCUGGUCUUUCCAGUUCGCUAUUUGACUGAGCAAUGUAACUUUAUACACUUGUUCUUAUGCAACUUCCUUCCACUCCCCACGCGGAGCUGCCUCAUCCACUACCACUGGCCCAGGAAGGAAGUUGGGACGCUUCUACAGCUGUAAUUCAGACGUAAAAGUUUAGGGGGCCAUUCAUUCUCUAGAUGGACAAUUUAUUUACAGGAAGACAGAAUGUCAACAACAUAUGCAAGUCUUUGGCCAACCUUUUCCCCUUCAACUCACGCAACUAACAAACUGGUAUAAAGGAUACAUUCACAGUGUAGCCACGGUUUGUCUAGCAGAAGCUAAUAGCAAAUUGUUUUGCUCCAUAUUAAACUUGUAUUAAAUGCACUUACCUCUAAUUCUUGCAUUUAAAAGGCUUCUUGUAAAUACAAGCUAUAAUUUAUUGCACUUGUCAUUGUAUAUUCAUUGUGCUGUAUCAUUUAUAGAAAGACUGCUUUUUUUAAAAAGUUUUUAUUUAGAAAAAUCUCAGUGUAAACAAUUGUACCACUCUGAUUUUAUACAAGAAACUCAUGAGAUUGUGCUUCACUAGAAACUUGUUAAAAACGUGAUAAUAAAGGCUUCCUUUAAGGCAGAAGUAUAUACAUUGAUCCGAUACAUCUGCCAGUAUACCACUUAGCUUUCGCUGUGGCUUUUUUACCCUUACAAUUUUCAGUUUGAACAGAAUCAAAAGUUCUGGACAGAGAGUGAAGAGAAGUACCAGGAGACAUUCACUGAUUUAAAAGUUUGUGCUGUUUUGCCUUUUUUU